Molecule: messenger RNA, 1226 nt
Organism: Musa acuminata AAA Group (dessert banana)
Lineage: Eukaryota; Viridiplantae; Streptophyta; Magnoliopsida; Zingiberales; Musaceae
Product: noroxomaritidine/norcraugsodine reductase
Exons: 5
Coding region: 227-1033 (268 amino acids)
Molecular function (GO): oxidoreductase activity
Source: RefSeq, a predicted model, not a curated record
GAUGCAAUAAUUGAUCUACUCCCAAGUGGUCGGCAUGAUGUGGGGAAGACACCGAGGCAGGAGAGCCACCGAACGCUCACCAACUCCCUCCCCCACAAAUGGGUGAUCUUUUCUCUGUUAAUGUCACAUCGUUCGUGAGUCUAUAAGAAGACCAGUCUGGUGCCCGUCUCUGCGUGUCUUACGCAAGAAGAAUCUAGUCUCCUUCGACAAGAAAGAGAAGACAACCAUGGCGGGUGUGCAGAACGGCAAUUGCAGCAGCUUCGCCGACAGAUGGUCUCUGGUUGGAGCCACGGCUUUGGUCACCGGAGGCACAAAAGGAAUCGGGUUCUGCAUAGUCGAGGAAUUGGCUGGAUUUGGGGCAGCCGUGCACACCUGCUCCAGGAACGAAGCGGAGCUGAACAAGUGCUUGCAGGAAUGGAAGAAGAAGAAUUUUAAGGUCACGGGCACCGUCUGCGACGUCUCCUCUCCGGCCGACAGAGAGAGGUUGAUCGAGGAGGUGAAGACCGUCUUCGAUGGCAAGCUGAACAUCCUCGUUAAUAAUGCGGGAACGGGGUAUCCGAAGCCGGUCACGCAGUGCACGCCCGGAGACUACAAGUUCAUGACCACCACCAACGUGGAGUCAGCCUUCGCUAUGUGCCAAUUGGCUCACCCGCUCCUCAAGGCGUCGGGAAGAGGCAGCAUCGUGUUCAAUUCCUCCAUCUCCGGCAUCAUGGCUUUGGAGUUUCUAUCCAUCUAUGGGAUCACCAAAGGAGCACUGAACCAGCUCGCCAGGAGCCUCGCGUGUGAGUGGGCCAAGGACAACAUCCGUGUCAACAGCGUCGCCCCCGGUGCCAUCGACACCCCGCUCAUGAAGCCCGCGUUCGAGAACAAGGAGUUCGUGACAAGGGAGUCGCACAACGUGCCGCUCGGUCGCCUUGGCGUGCCGGAGGACGUGGCACCGGUGGUGGCCUUCCUCUGCCUCCCCGCCGCUUCCUACAUCACCGGCCAAGUCGUCGUCAUCGAUGGAGGUCGCACUGUGAAUGGUUACUACUAGAAAUGCCCAAACAGUGUGUGGAAUUAAUUACAUGUUUGCUGAGUUCAACCACGGACUGUAAUAAGCAGAUCACAUCGUCUUGCAACUUCCAUUUAUCUAUGCAGACUCCAUGGAUUUGUAACCUUAUGUUCUUACUUGAUUCCAUUUCCUGUGUUCUAAUUACAAAAUGAUGGUGUCAUUUGCUGGUCUCUAA